AUGGAGAAUCUGCUGGCAAAGCUGGGAGUAGAUGGAGUGAGAAAACUCCAGGCUGCUUCUGCAGCCGAUCUCAACGCCAUGGUUCUCUUUGCAGGAGACAUUUCCCCUCCGACCGAGGAGGUCCUCGACUACGUCACAGAGCUGGAUACUCGCUGCAUCCUCUAUGACCAGCUUCGGGCUUUUGGCAACGAAACUGGGUUGGUGUAUCCGGCGCUAUUUGCCGUGACUAUGGUCGCCCCUGUCUCGGAACUUCGUAGUCUUCUACAAGUUCUCCAUGGUUCUACCCCGAACGAUCGCCGUAUGCUCUUCCGCAAUCUCACUUUGGCUUCACAUAUGGGAAUAAAAGACUAUCUCUCUAAACCACGCUCUCCCGACGCCCGGCGACUUCUGGCACGGCCACCUGGAAUCCAUAUUGAGCCAGGAAUGCCGAUCCCUCCUGUAUCAGUGUCAAGGAGUGGAUUCUCUGAGAGAGUUAAAAAUCGAGAUGGAUAUCGAUGCAUCUUUACUGGAACAUCUGAUCCUGAGGCCGCACCUAUCUUUCCCUUCUCAGCAAGCAGCAAGAGGAUGUUCGUAAACAUCAACGACACGCUUUUACGCUUUUGGGGACCGGAGAAGUCUACAGCAUGGCGUCGGGCAUAUGAGGACACAGAAUUGACCCAGUCUGCUAAGAAUGGUAUCUCGAUGAAUCGCCAGUUAUAUUUCUGGUUCGACCAGGCAAGGUUUGCCCUCAAGCCCCUUCGAGAAACCCCGGAGGGAAUUAUUGUCCAAUGGCACUGGCUUAAGGAAACUUUCUUUAAGCCACGUGCUCUAAUUGAGCCUGAAGAAACUGUCCAACAGACUGUUCGUUACUCUGGGGUAGAAGAUGGAAGCUGGGGCAAUAGUUUAGCACAUCGACCGAGCGGUGUGGCUAUCCAAACUGGCCAGACAUUUCUCCUCCCAGCACAUGAGCAGAUGCCCAGCUGGGAUCUUCUGCAGAUGCAAUGGAAUCUUCUUCGUGUUGCAGCUCUUUGUGGAGCAGCUGGUAUCACGGAUGACUACUACGACUAUGAAGAUUUGGAUGAGCAUGAGUAUGAUAUAGCUGUGUGGGCCAAAAAGCGAGCCAUCGAUGCCGAAUGUUGCAAUUGCAAGGCUAAGAAAGGUGUUAGUUAG
Thyridium curvatum is the source of this 1149-nucleotide messenger RNA. RefSeq lists its product as uncharacterized. The transcript is spliced from 4 exons. Lineage: Eukaryota; Fungi; Ascomycota; Sordariomycetes; Thyridiales; Thyridiaceae. The record is from RefSeq and is a predicted model, not a curated record. Bases 1 to 1149 code for a protein of 382 amino acids.